CCACCCAGUGCCCAGCCAGAGCAGCCGAGCCGCGACGUUCAGGCGCCGACGCCGAGCCACGCGCGCACUGUGCAGAUUACGCCGAGAGACUGCCCCUGCCCCCUCCCUCUGUGGCCCUGGCCCUGGCUAGACCGCCUCGACUAGACUAGACCGUAGACCGACCCGAUGGCCAUGGGCACAUGGCACGCGGCAUGGCAUGGGGCCGCAUGGGGCCCACGAUGGGCUUCGUUCGCGACAUGGUCCCGUCCCGUCCCGUCUGCCGUGGACCAGAGCCGCCGCUCCACGGGUCACUGGUCACUUCCGCACCAUGAAGACGGCUAGCACCGCGAGGCCCGCUCUGCCUGCCAGGCCGCGCCUGCGCACGCACCGAUAGGCAACCCGCCAGUGUGGGUACAGAUGAACUGGUUACCCCGAGUCAUUCAUCACAAGCCCCAAUCGGGGAAGGACCAAGUAAGAAAGGUAGGGCGAGCCUAAGGGGAGCAGGCCCCGCACGAGGGAAGUCCCAGGCCCGCCAUGUUUGGGUGUUCGGGACGCGCCCUGGGUGUGGCAGGCAAGGCAAUUGAACGCACAUCGAAACAGACGCAGAAAGUAUUUCGUGCCAAGUUGUGCCUCUCUCCCUCAACCCCCGGCCGGGAGGCGAGGGGGUGGGUCGGGGUGGGUUGCCAUAGCAACAAAACACGUCUCGUGGAGGAAGCUCGGCCGGCGGAAUAAAACAUGUCCUGUGUUGGCAAAAACCGCGGGAAACUGCAAACGCGCCAAGAUGAGGAGGAAGACAAGCAGCCCCGGUGAGAACUGUCUACUCGUGGGAUCGUUUCAGUAAAAAGCGCGGGCCAGUCGUCAUCGAUCGUAGAGGGCUUUGGAGGUUGCCGCGCAGGAGGAGGAUUCCGGACAGAGGCUUCAUCGCCCUGUCUCUCUCGCACUCAUGGGGCGUCCCGUAGGGGUGCGAAAGAGACAGAGAGAUGUCACUGCUCGGAAUCAGCCAGCAUGGUUCGACUGUCGUGGCCUUCUUCAGGAUAACGCGCGAGUCCCUGAGGCGCCUGUGCAAGGAGAACAAGGGGUACGUGACGCCACACCUCAACGACAUCCUGUACCUCCACUACAAAGGUUACACCAAGAUCGAGAACCUCGAGGAGUACACGGGGCUCAAGUGCCUCUGGCUGGAGAGCAAUGGCAUUUGCUGCAUCGAGAACCUGGACCAGCAGCUGCAGCUCCGCUGCCUGUACCUGCACCACAACCUCAUCUCCAGCAUCGAGAACCUGGAGCACCUCGAGUUCCUCGACACGCUCAACUUGUCGCACAACAACCUGCACCAGCUGCAGAACCUGAGCGCGCUGCCCGCGCUGCACACGCUCAACGUGUCCCACAACCGCCUCCGGGCGGUGGAGGACGUCGCCGAGCUGCAGCGCUGCGCCGCGCUGGGCGUGCUGGACCUCUCCCACAACGUCAUCGAGGACCCCGGCGUGCUCGGCGUGCUGGGCGCCAUACCCAACCUGCGCGUGCUCACGCUCACCGGCAACCCCGUCAUCAAGAACGUCCCGAACUACAGGAAGGCCGUCACGCUGGCCUGUAAACAACUGACAUACCUCGACGCCAGGCCCGUGUUCGACAAGGACAGACGAUGCGCAGAGGCAUGGGAGAAGGGGGGCCCGGAGGCGGAGCGCGCCAUGCGGAAGGAGCUGCAGGACGCGGAGAACAGGCGGAUCUCCGACAGCGUCAACGGUAAAGCGCCAGGAGUGGAAACGGCCGUGGGAGCCUUCGACGCCCGCCGCCUUCCACUUAAUGCACUAGAUGUCUAUCUUCCGGCGCCCCUAUGCCGCUAUGCAAGUUUAGUCGGCGCGGAGGACCCGCCGAGCAGCCCGACGCUGCCGCAGAGGAAACGAGGCCAGCAGGGACUCGGCCUCGGCCUCGGCGCGCCGGGCCCUCAGUGCGCCAAGCUCAUUGAGAUGAUAGAGGAGGACGGUGACGGCCUCGACCCGCCCGACCACGACUUGCAGGACCUCUGCCCGCGCCAGCACUGCCAGCCGCAGCGUGACAGCUCGCUGCUAGCGCUGGAAGGGCUGGAGGAGGCCGCGACUGCCGGCGUCACACGCAAGGCGACGCCCGCCAGGGCCGCGGCGCCGCGGAUACUCAUCGAGGAGGUGCCCGAGCCCGUGGCGGGGCCCAGCGUUCGCGAUGACGUGCGACCCGUGGCCGCCGACGAACCGGGACUUGAGGAGGAGAGGGUGGACGUCCGAGCCCUCGACGCCGAGUGUAUGCAUGUGGAAAGCCCCGAUGCCGGGGAAGUACACGUAGAGACGCUCGCCGGGGAGACCGCCGUCACCGAUGCUACCAUCACGGAGACCGCCGUCACCGAGACCGCCGUCAGCGAGGCCGCCGCCGCCGUCACCGAGGCCGCCGUCACCGAGACCGAGACACCGGACUGCAAGUCAGCGGGACAGGACGGUCCGGAGUGUGCGCCAAGCCCCGACGAGCUGGAGGCGCUGGCUCGCCUCGAGGCCCUCGUGACGCAGCCCGACGCCGACUCGGAGUCCAGGGUGGUGGUCCCGAAGUACGAAUGGAUUCGGGGCCGCCUGCCCGAAGCAUGCGCACGCCGCGCGGCAGGCCACGAGGCAGGCCAGGCCGGCCCGGGGGAGGCCAUCCUCGACCACCAGACCAUCGCGCAGCGCUACCUGGACGACCUGCGCGCCAGGAACGACCUCUCCGACGAGGAGCGCGCCAUCAUGGAGAGCAUCCAGAGGAUGGCGACGGACAGCGCGAGCGACGAGGACGACAGCGAGGCGUCGGAGGGCGAGGGCGAGGCAGGCCCGCCCCUGAGGCACGCCAGCUCCGACAGCGAGGACGCCCGGGACGUCGUCAUCGGCGCACUCAGGGACUUCAAGGCUGUGGAGGAACUGCCGGAAACAGAAAUCUCCAGGGAGGACGACGUUCAACCGCCACACAUGGAGACAAAGGUCACAAACGCCCAAAUCAAACAAGCAAAAGUUGUUAGGAAGAGUGAUGUGAGGAUAAGCAGAUGUGUGCAGAUCAAGAAGCUGCUGGAUCAACACGAAAACAUCAUGGCAAUGCUUCCAGAAGAACGCAAGCAGCUGACAGGCCAGCUCCUGCAGCACUUGCAAGAAUGGAGAAGUGUGGAAGAUAAGAGGAGAAGAAAAUCACAGAAACAGAAAGUAAAUUGUACUGAUAAGAAUCAUCAACCAACAAGCAAACCAGAGGCAGAUGACAAAAUGAAUAAAGAUGACGAAAGACAGACAGCUGAUACAACCAAAGUCGAGUCUGAUGAUGAUGAUGAUGGAAUACAGGAGGAUGAGAUAAUAAGAAAUGUGUCGCAGACUUUGGAAAUGCAAAUAGCAUCUAUAGAUAUGUAGCUAACAAAUUUUGUCAAAUUUUUAUGACAAUUUUAUUUAAAGAAAUGGAAAUUACAUGAAACAAAAAAUAGCACAAUAAAUUCUUUUAACAUACAUAGAAAAUGC
Messenger RNA from Thrips palmi, 3470 nucleotides. RefSeq lists its product as uncharacterized. The record is from RefSeq and is a predicted model, not a curated record. The transcript is spliced from 7 exons. The coding region runs from base 960 to 3365 and encodes 801 amino acids. Gene Ontology annotation, molecular function: protein binding. Lineage: Eukaryota; Metazoa; Arthropoda; Insecta; Thysanoptera; Thripidae.